UUGACUUUGUUUCUGCUUAAUUUUACUUCACAGGGCCACUCCAGUUUUGUGACCCACUUGGACUGGUCCGCCGACAGCCAGUACAUCGUCACCAACUCAGGAGACUACGAGAUCUUAUUCUGGGAAGCCGCGAGUGGCAAACACCUGACCAGUGCAGACACUGUGCGGAACCUGGAGUGGGCCACCUCCACCUGCGUGCUGAGCUUUAGUGUGUUCGGUGAGUGGGUGCUCACCCCUGGGGCUGCUUUAGUGUGUUCGGCUCCAAGUCAUGUUUACAAAGGCCACAGCAGCCAUGUGACCAACGUUGCCUUUCUCCAUGACGACAGUCACCUGAUCUCUACCGGAGGGAAGGACAUGAGCAUCCUGCAGUGGUCGGUCGUCUAGGGAACUCUGCUGCACCUUCACUGGAGCCUCCUGUCCACUAGAGGGCAGGACUGCUGUGCCUAAAACUGUCUUUACCCUGCUCUCCUACUCCUUGCUGUCUGAGUGUACUGUACUGUACUGUGCUGAGUAGCCACUAGAUGGGGCUCUGGCAAAAGAGAAAUAGCAUGUCAAGAAGAAUAUUUAAAGCUAUUUAAAGAGCUGUAGCUGCUACAUGUGCCGUUUGCAGAAGUCUAUAGCGAUAAAGAUAUAUAACCGAGUGGCUGUUGUAUUUUAAUAUUUAAAGUACUUAAUCUUGUUGUGGCACUAAGCACUUGAUGCGUAGAUAGAAGUAUGCUAAUGCUAGACUUGGCCUCUUUUGUUUUACUAAUAAAGUUUCUACUUGAGUUUGA
Molecule: messenger RNA, 773 nt
Organism: Anguilla rostrata (American eel)
Lineage: Eukaryota; Metazoa; Chordata; Actinopteri; Anguilliformes; Anguillidae
Product: echinoderm microtubule-associated protein-like 2
Exons: 3
Biological process (GO): microtubule cytoskeleton organization
Cellular component (GO): mitotic spindle
Molecular function (GO): microtubule binding
Source: RefSeq, a predicted model, not a curated record